AUGACAGCCUUUUGUACAGAUAGAGGCAUGUUCCUGUAUGUAGUGUUCUUUCUUGUGCAAAAUGGAAAUGGAGAGGAGUGUACUCAGAUCAGAAAGGAUGGACAUUACACGUGUGGCGGAAGGAAUCUCACCUGCAUACCUCCCAGUAUUCCUUCCUCUGUGGAGAUGCUGGACUUCAGUUUUAAUUUCUUGCCCACCUUGCGGAGGACUGUAUUCCCUCAGCUGUAUAAUCUGAAACUUCUAGAUCUCACAAGAUGUCAUAUCCAUCAUAUUACUGACGAUGCUUUCCACAAUGUGAAGAAUGUGGCCACUCUAAUUCUCACUGGAAACCCUGUCUCAUAUAUAGGACCUGAUGGAUUAAACUCAUUACGUAAACUACAAAGAUUAGUUCUUGUGGACACUGGCCUGUCAUCUUUAAAUGUCCAGUUCAACAAUCUCACCGGGCUUCAAGAACUAAACAUUGGGACUAACAACAUUCAGUCCAUGGCUCUUCCACCUUUCAUGAUAAAGUUCAGGGACUUCAGUUCACUGAAUCUUCAUGCUAAUAACAUAUCCAUCUUAAGAGUAGAUGACACUGAUGUUCUACGACGGAUGAGGGGGAAUAUCACAUUAAUCCUCUCACGGAACCCGAUAUUAUACAUAGAACCAGGAACAUUUCAGAACCUUCACCUCAGAGAGCUGAACAUACGGAGUGCCUUCGUUUCACUUGAUGCACAAAGGGAUGGUCUAAAAGGACUCGGUGGUCUUAAUGUUGGCAAACUCAUUAUUGGAAGCUACAGAGAGCAUCAUUCAAAUACUAAAGACAUUAAUGACCUUGAUGGUCUCUGCUUAAUCAAUUUUGAAGAGGUUUACUUUUUCCAAAACAAAUGGUUAGAUUUAAGCAGCCAUGUGUUUCGCUGUAUGGUCAAUGCAACAAAAAUCACUCUGAAACAAGGCCAUGUAAGAGUCAUAGAACCUGUCCCAUUUCGUCGGCUUAAAGAACUUCACAUAGAUAAAAAUCGUUUAGAGGAAAUACCCCAACUUUCAAACAUACAGUCCUUAGAAAAACUUGUUGUUGUUAACAACAAUCAAGUAUUGUUUAGAGGUCUCAGAAAUAUGCCCAGUCUCCGGCAUGUAGAUCUGAGUAGAAACCAAAUGUCACUGGGAUCCUGCUGUUUCCGGUAUUUCAGUGACACACCGAACAUUCGCCACCUUAAUCUGAGUCUGAAUGCAAAUAUAAUGUUCCUUGCAAAACCAUUUUCUGGUCUUGACUUGCUUGAGGUAUUAGAUUUUCAUCACACAGAGAUAGGUGUAGUGGGGCAGUUUGGACUUUUACAGAAUAUGAAGAACUUAAAAUAUUUAGACCUUUCAUAUACAAGUAAUACUUUUAGCAGUACUUCGUCUUUUUCUGGUCUUACUAGUCUUAAAGUUCUGAAAAUAGCAGGCAAUGCUUUCCAAGAGGAAACACUGGGAUAUUUAUUUGAAAAUCUUAUCGUUUUGGAAGUUCUUGACAUGUCAAACUGUGGCAUUGAUCGAUUAGUCUGGAGAGAUUUCAGAGACCUCCAGAGACUACAGCAUUUACUUCUAAGUCAAAACAGAUUAACAGCUUUGGAUUUUUUGGCACAGGCAAAUCUACCGAGCCUAAAACAGCUUGCUUUAGACCAAAACAGUAUCUCAAGUAUUCCACAAAAUACUCUCCAAAAUCUACCAAAAAAUCUCUCUGUUUUUGAUUUAUCAUUUAAUCCAAUCAUCUGCCUCUGCACCCAAAGAUAUUUAAUUCAGUGGAUCAUCAAACAUCAGAAAAUGUUUCCUAAACCUCAUAAUGUUUUAUGCAAAACAUUACAAACAGACUCAAAAAUGAGGGCCAUUGAGUUUGACAUUGAAAGUUGCAUACAUGCACCAAUACGUACUCUUGUUUUGUCCAUAUGUGCUGUACUUCUGUUUGUGCUGGCAUCAGUUUUGGUCUAUAGGUUCCAGUUUUACCUGCGGUACGGGUGCGUCCUGCUAAGAGGCUACAGAGCCUCCAGACAGCAAGAAUGUUCCUAUGAUGCAUUUGUAAUCUACUCCAGCAAAGAUGAAUCCUGGGUAAUGGAUGAACUGGUGGAAAAUCUGGAAAAUGGGAUCCCACCCAUCCAUCUGUGCCUCCACGUGCGGGACUUUGAAGCAGGCAAGACCAUCACCUCCAACAUCAUAGACGAGGGCAUCAUGGGCAGUCGUAAAAUUAUAGUGGUCAUAUCUAAACACUUCAUUGAGAGCUCUUGGUGCCGAUUCGAGUUUGAGGUGGCUCAGUCCUGGCUGGUGACACAAGGCAACGCCAACAUCAUCAUCAUUAUUCUGGAAGAUGUGGAGGAGGAGAAGACCAAGAAAGUGUUCGGACUCCAUAAGCACCUGAAAAAGAACACUUACCUGAAGUGGAGCGGGAACCCCAUCAGUAACAUGAGGUUCUGGAUUCGGCUCAGAAAAGCUGUAAUCUCUUAA
This is a messenger RNA of Pygocentrus nattereri (red-bellied piranha), 2457 nucleotides long. RefSeq names its product toll-like receptor 4. NCBI's taxonomy places the organism in Eukaryota, Metazoa, Chordata, Actinopteri, Characiformes, Serrasalmidae. Gene Ontology annotation, cellular component: membrane. The transcript is spliced from 3 exons. The record is from RefSeq and is a predicted model, not a curated record. Gene Ontology annotation, biological process: defense response to Gram-negative bacterium; inflammatory response; toll-like receptor signaling pathway. Gene Ontology annotation, molecular function: lipopolysaccharide immune receptor activity; transmembrane signaling receptor activity; lipopolysaccharide binding. The coding region runs from base 1 to 2457 and encodes 818 amino acids.